Knipowitschia caucasica is the source of this 1185-nucleotide messenger RNA. Lineage: Eukaryota; Metazoa; Chordata; Actinopteri; Gobiiformes; Gobiidae. The record is from the annotation of a GenBank genome assembly.
AUGGCCAGCUCAAGUUCCACAUCGCGAGCCGGAGAUGCGAGCUCUUCCUCGGGACAGAGUCAGUCCAAAACAGGAGCGACACAUAAGGUCUGUCUGGUGUGUUCAGAUGAGGCGUCCGGCUGCCACUACGGCGUGGUGACCUGCGGCAGCUGCAAAGUGUUCUUCAAGAGAGCGGUGGAGGGAUGGAGAGCGCGCCAAAACACUGAUGGGCAACACAACUAUCUGUGUGCCGGGAGGAACGACUGCAUCAUCGACAAGAUCCGCAGGAAGAACUGUCCGGCCUGCCGCUUCAGGAAGUGUCUGCAGGCGGGAAUGAACCUGGAAGCGAGAAAAAACAAGAAGCUGAUAAAGAGAGUCAACCACACGCGGCCUCCGUCCCGGGACCCCACGGCCCACAUGACUGUCCCCAUCAUCCCAAUGGGGUUGUCCCAGCUGGUGCCCACCAUGCUGUCGGUGCUGAAGGCCAUAGAGCCUGAAAUCAUCUACUCUGGCUACGACAGCACCGUCCCGGACACCUCCUCACGCCUCAUGACCACCCUCAACCGCCUCGGGGGACAGCAGGUCAUCUCCGCCGUCAAGUGGGCCAAGUCCCUGCCAGGCUUCCGUAACCUGCACCUGGACGACCAGAUGACGCUGCUGCAGUGCUCGUGGCUGUUCCUCAUGUCGUUCAGUUUGGGCUGGAGGUCGUAUGAGCAGUGCAACGGCAGCAUGCUGUGCUUUGCCCCUGACCUCGUCAUCAACAAAGAGCGGAUGAAGCUGCCGUUCAUGAGCGAGCAGUGUGAGCAGAUGCUGAAGAUCUGUAAUGAGUUUGUGCGGCUGCAGGUGUCGUACGAGGAAUACUUGUGUAUGAAGGUGCUGCUGCUGCUGAGUACAGUCCCAAAAGACGGUCUGAAAUGCCAGGCAGUGUUUGACGAGAUCCGCAUGACGUACAUCAAAGAGCUGGGAAAGGCCAUCGUGAAAAGAGAGGAGAACUCCAGUCAGAACUGGCAACGCUUCUACCAGCUCACCAAGCUCCUGGACUCCAUGCAGGAGAUGGUAGAAGGCCUCCUCCAGAUCUGCUUCUACACCUUCAUGAAUAAAACUCUGUGCGUGGAAUUCCCGGAGAUGUUGGCGGAAAUCAUCUCCAACCAGAUACCAAAACUCAAAGACGGCAGUGUCAAGCCGCUGCUGUUCCACUCGAAAUGA